Messenger RNA from Amoebophrya sp. A25, 664 nucleotides. Lineage: Eukaryota; Dinophyceae; Syndiniales; Amoebophryaceae. The record is from the annotation of a GenBank genome assembly.
UGAGGACAAAAAGGCCUGCACUAGUUGAAAUGGGUAGAAGUUAUCCCGUUUAUCAGAAGUUAGAGAGGAAGAUGACACCUACGACACAAAAUUUGGAGGCGGUGCUUCUGACCGGUGAGCCGAAGUCGGGAAAUUCGGUCAAACAGUUCACUUGCUUGCGGCUUCUUCUGGUUUUAGCGACCUCACUUACAGCUGCGUUGAUGCUUGCUGCCGUGUGCCUACUCCAGUUCCCGAGGUGCCAGGGUGUCGCUAUACGUUCUGCAUUCUCGUUUACGAAUCCUUGUGAAGAUGCAGAAGGAGGAGAGAACUCGAUCUUUCUCAAGAAGCAGCAUUUCGAGCAUAACAACUUUUGCCGACUCACAGCUUCAGCUUGUUCAAGUUGGUGUUGCCGAUGGGCAGGAGAGCAGCUACAAGUCUCUUCUCCAGGAGGAAGACGAAACUGUACUUCCUGAACAAGCUAGCAAAGCGUCCUCAGAUGGCGCAUCUGCAGUUGCGAGUUCUGUCUUCGCUUCAAUGUCCUCUGUUAUCGACGCCACAAGAGACGCCUUAACCACUGGCGCGAAGGAGGUUGGAAAGGGCGUAGGUAAAGCCGCAUCUUCCGCAGCUGACGCGGUACGGAGCACAAACUGGACAGCUGUUGCUCACAAGGCGCAAGCAGGUGUGG